Saprolegnia parasitica CBS 223.65 is the source of this 1374-nucleotide messenger RNA. RefSeq lists its product as hypothetical. Bases 1 to 1374 code for a protein of 457 amino acids. The transcript has 4 exons. The record is from RefSeq and is a predicted model, not a curated record. Lineage: Eukaryota; Oomycota; Saprolegniomycetes; Saprolegniales; Saprolegniaceae.
AUGGACGCCGACGCGACCACGGAGGCGCCGACGCCAGACGAGCGUAAGCCAUUGUGCCUUGAAGCGAGCGACGACGUGGCCAUGGAGGUGCUAACCGAUGUCAUCGACCACGUUGGCGUCAUCUCUCGUGCAACGGCGCUCACCGCGGCAGUUCUCCGCCGUGUGAGCCAGCGCCUUGUGCAAGAGGUGUUUGACAUUCAAGCCAUGAUCGCCAUCGCAAGCUCAGCAAGCUUUGAUGCGUGUGCCGACGGACCAGCGUCCACGAUAGUUCACGCGGCGACCGAUACCGCGCCAUUGGUCCAUGCCAUUCAGCGAACGCUCUCCUACUGCCAGCAGAACCCGACAAGUGUCCAGAAGAUCGUCGCCACCGUGAGCAUCGACGGUGACGGGCACGUCUGCGGCGAUGUCGAGUUUGCGUCCGUGCUCGGGUCGCUCCCGCUCUUCUUGACACCAGUCGAGGUGCAAUUCAUGGCCGCGCACGCCCAUGGGCAGUCGAUCACGGCGCCGGAAUUGGCCAAAGUCUGCGCCAAAGCACUCAAGGCAGCCGAGAAACAGGUCAAAAGCUCCGUGCGCGCGAGCAGCUCCGUCGCCUUUGCGUGCCCCGUCGAGCCAAAGAGCUACCCCAUGGACGUGCACACGCCGCAUGAAGUGCCCGCCCGCCCGCAGCCGCCGCCCGUGUCGCCCGACAACAACAAACAGUCGACGGUCCGCGGCACGUUUGUAGGUCGUGGCGGCCGCAUCGCGAUCGCUGCCGGGAUCGUCUCCAACAAGCUGACGUUGGACGACGUCGAGAUCAAGCUCGACGCAACGCGGGACGACCGCGCCUCGGACAGCACGACGUUUUCCAAUAUUUUCUCGCUCGGCACACCGCGGCAGCUGUCGCCACGAGAGCUCGCGCGCCGACGGGACAUUCUCGCGUACCUCGAGGGCAUCGAAGCGACGCGCCAGCACGACGAGCUCGUGGCCAAGCGCAAGAAGGCGCUCCUCGAACGGCCUCACCACGACGGCGACGGCGGCCACAUCUCGACGGCGGCCGCGCCAUUGCCGAAUCUGCCGCUGCAUUUGACACUCAAUCUCCCGUUCAACAUUGCAACACCCGACGCUGCGCCGCCCGAGGUCCACCGGUCGCCGUCGAUCAAACCGUCGCCAAAGCACCGGCGUCCGUCCCAGGUGGCCGGGCGUGCCGACGUCGCAGAGCCGUCUGUCGAGAAGCCAGCGGCGGUCGAGCCGCUGCCGCUGUUUCACUUGCCGCAGAUCGAAACGGGGCGCAUCGAAGUUGGCGUCAAGGUCGUGUACCCAGGAGAGGUGUCAAGCACGGCAGCAAGCGAAUACCGAGUCGCCACUCGCGCCUCAAAGCCCACAACUACAACGUAA